CGGGUAUUAAUGAACCAAUAAAGGAGUUCUCGUCUCAUUAACUGGAAUGCUUAUCUCAAAGACCAACAAAACAUGUUCGUACUACUGUAGAAAUAAACAAUGCUUGUGUUUGAAGCCAUUUAAAACAAUCCUCGGCAAACGAGACAUAAGUAUUUAGUCACCUUAUCUCGCCUGACAGAACAUCGCCAGGCAAUAUGGUGGCAUCCUGAGUUCCAAUGGGGCAAACGCUUUAUCUUUAAAAUAAUCUUUGAUAUUUUCCAGAACUUUUUGAGGCAGAUCAUCUAAAAUAGACAGAAAAUUGUGAUAGAGUAAUUUGUAUAAAUCUUAAGGUCCGUUUAGACUUACAAUUCUUGCUGCAAUUUUUACUUUUAGUGCGAUUUCGUUCUUCGGACGGAUGUGUCGAGUAGAUGAGUUAUGCAUAUUCUGAGUGUGUACAGUAUGUACCUUCAUCCGCCUGAACAUUCAUACCUCAUCUAAAAUUACAGCAAAAAUUACAAGUGCAAAAAUUACAAGUGCAAACAUGCCUUUUAUGUGGAAUUUAAACUGGAUUCCCUGAAAACCGAAAUAUGAUACUUCCGCCAGUUCCGGAUCCCGAUAUCGAAAGACUGCAUACAUAAAAAUUCGCCAACAAUUUUAUUUAUAAUUGAACAUUCGAAUCUCAAGCAGACAUCAUGGGUUUUGUGAGCAAUCGGUCGUUUGUACUGAUGCUAGUCACGACAAGCACAAUAUUUUUGGCAAAUGCAGAGUCCGAAUACUCGGAGAGUUCAAAUACAAAAUGGAAAGAAGUAAAACCUUCGGAAGUCGAAAGAAUGUACAAUGACUCUUUUAUGAGUGAUAUUAAAUUUACUUUUGGAGAUAAAAAGCCUGGUGAAUUAUUCUACGCACACAAAUAUGUGUUGGCUAUAAGCAGCCCGCUGUUUUACGAUAUGUUUUACAGUGACUUUUACAGCAAUACAGAGUCAGAGAAUGCUAUCAAGACUAUUCAUCUGUCUGACCAUAACAAAGAAACUCUUGCUGGAUUUUUUGGCUUUAUUUACAAAGACGAUUGCCCAACGGACAUUGAGAAAGAUUUUGAAGUACUGCAAUUGAUGAUAAAGUACAAAAUUUUUAGAUUUCAUACUGCAUGCAGAAAUUUCCUCCAGCGGAACAUGGAACCUGUAAAAGCCUAUACAUUUGUGGAGAAAUUUUUAGACGUGAAAGCGGAAGCGCUAGCCGAGAUAUGUUUGGGUAUAAUAGACGCUCUUGCAGACCAGUAUUUCGUUUCGAAGUACUUCUUAAAUAUUAAGCAGAGCACGCUGAAUAUAUUACUGAUCAGGGACACGCUUUACUAUAACGAGACGGAUAUAUUUGAGGCUGUUUUGAAGUGGGCUGAUUAUCAAUGUUCAGAACAGAAUUUAGAAAAAUCCGGGGGAAACCGCAGAAAGGUACUUGGUAAUGCAAUAUAUUCCAUCCGUUUUCUGCUUAUGAAUCAAACUGAAUUUACGACACAUGUUAUGCCAACAAAUAUUUUACACGAUAAUGAAACUGUCGCGAUAAUAAAGGCGAUGACGGGUGAGCAUGUGCCUAACUUAGCCUGGGAGGCUGUUAAGCUAAAAAGCAAACGGCUUCCUGCGGCCUUUACAGCCACUACAAAGAAGAAUAGUUGGUUCACAUGGUUUGAGUUCAUUUUCUUCGAAUGUUUAAUUCCUUUCAUUACUGAUCUCAUGAUCUGCAUGGGUAUUCUUUUUUGUAUUAUAAUUGUUAUAGUUGUUGCAGAUCGGCACGGCUCUGACUGGUAUAGAAAGUUAAAGUCAAACUAGAGAGGUUCAGAUUUGACUCCUACUACCGUUAAGGAAUAAGGAACCAUUAAACAAUCAGAUUAAUUAUGAUUUUCAUGCAUACAAGAUGAAGCCUAACCCUUUCUAGUAUACAGCUAUUUCAAUUAAGGUUGUCCACGAGUAAAGUGGAAAAGUCGAAUACGAGCGCGAAAGGCUGCUGGGAAUCGCUUUGAAAAUUCAUUAAUUUGUUAGCGAUUCCCAGCAGCCAUUCGCGCUCCUAUUCGACUUUUCCGCUUCGCUCGUGGACAACCUUACAAGUUGAAAAAGCUGUAUAUGCCAAUAUGGCCGGUUAAAGCGACGAUAAGUCCAUUACAAAUAAAUGUCUGUCUACCCGCAUUCUUUUCUCCAAGAAUCCUUAGACAUAAAAUUGUUUUUACAUUUCAGUUUGAAGCCUAGUACAACAAACAAACGAGCCGAUUUAUCUCCGAAAGGAAAGACACAUCUACAGUUGACCCCAAUUACAAUAUCCCUAUAAUACGCAAAACAUGCAUGUAGCCUGCUCAGCAGGCCCCAUCCGAAAAUUUGAAGCGGAAACCAAAUUUCCGGUUUUCCUUUGAACGAAAUUUCGUGCUGCGAGCAGGCUACAAACCAUGAGGAUACAUUACAUAUGCUGGCUGCAUGGUUUGAUUAUGUUAUAAAAGUAAAACUAAAGGCAUGCAACUAAAAGGCAUGCAUAGGCUAGACUGCAGUUCAGCGCGCAACCAAUGUUUGGCUGAGAGUAGUCAUGAAGACUGCGGGCUUUUGGCAGCAAAAUGCAAAGAGUUAGUUACUAUACCUAGAUAAACGUAUUUACUAUCUAGAUAGUGAUGGAACGUGAAGUUUUUUGCCUAUACAAAUAAAUCAAAGCACGAUAUUCUGAGGGUUGUUCCUCUCCGAAAAAAUAAUGGAUUUUUGGGCAAAAUUUUGGCUAAAAUUUUGAGUCCAAUUUUGAGUCCAAAUUUGAGUCCAAUUUUGGGUCCAAUUUUGAGUCCAAUUUUGGGUCCAAUUUUGGGUCCAGUCCAUGGGUCCAGUCCAUGUUUUGUACUAUGCCACACAGCUGGUGUCUGCUAAACUGCAGGUGUUCCAAAGCACACAUCACGUUAUGUUGAAAACACUACAUUUUGUCCUGCAAAAUAAUUGCUAAAAUUUUAGUGCUAUCUUCAUUUGACAAUUUCUCUAAUGAUUCUAUAGUAAGUUGUGUAAUAAGUUUCCAUAAUAAUUAAACUGAAUAAAUUUACCCUGUAUUGAAGAUAAUGGCUUAAUAUUAAUGCCAAGGCAAUAUGUACUAGACCUUUCUCCGUCAACUGUGACUAACCAAUCAUAACAUAUCCUAUUCAGCUAUUCUUUCUGUUAUUUCAAUAAACGUGUUACUGUUGAUGCAUCAAACAAUUUAUCCUAGAAUACACAAGUUUCAACAAGCUGAAGUUAUGAUCAAUGAAAGGUGGCCAACUUCCCUUCCCUUCAAAAGACAAUGAAUUAGCCUUUCUCAUGCACGGUCACUGCCUUCUCACGGCCGAUUUUCCCGCCAUUUUGGGGGUACUGCCUCCCCCACGUUUGAGAAUCACCGCACCACAAAAUGCGACUUUUUAGUAUUAUAAUUCUUUGUAUAAUGGUAAAUUUACAGUUACAACUUUUAAAAGUCGCUUUUCACGUUGUUUGAGUUGUCUACAAUCUUUCACGAGGGGAGACAGUACUCCAAAAAUGGUGGAUUUUGGCCUUCGUGAGAAAGGCUCACUUUAAUUAUUGUAAACAAACAAAAUUGAUACUGUAUAAAGAUUGAAAUGUCCGCGUACACUUACAAGUUUUUCUGCGAUCUCUACAGGGUGUAUAAAAAACCCUGCAAACCCUUUGAAAUACAAUGUUUUUAGAAUUUGCAUGAUUCAGAACUAAUUGAUCCCAAGCGUGCGUAAACACAAUAGUUGGGCAUUCGCAGCCAAACUGAUAAGGGGCCGACCAAUUUAACUUUUGAGGGGGGGAGGUGAUUUUGAAAAAAAACUGCAAGGCUAUUCUGAACAAAAACAAUACCUGCACUAACAAAAUGGGGGAAAAAAUCAUGGUUGCAGGGAUCAAUUUGACCAGUCCCAGAAGAUCAGCUGGUUUGAUUUUCAGGGACUAGUGUAAGGUUAAUUUCUUGUUGGAAAACUCAAAAUAACUUGGACAUAGCUUAUCUGAGCUUCAAGAAAUCCAAAAUUGUCUGGGGGGGGGGGAGGGGCAUGACCCCAGACCCAACUAGAGGCUCGUACCUUCGGUUGUCGACUCGGUUGUCUCAGAAUCCUAAUUAUGGCCUGAUUUGCUGCCCUAUGACGUAUACUUAUUAGUUAAACCAUGCAUAUAUAUGCUGGUAGCUGCAGUGAUACAGGCUGAUACAAACUUGCCAACUAGAAAAUCUUGCAUAUAAUGAUCCCAGAAAAAAAUUCCCUGCCAGCAGUAAAUCACCCCCCCCCCCCUAAUUGGUUUUCUGAAUUUAACAAAUAACGUUGUGUUAUUCUAAUUUCUAUCAACGCGGUUAAUUUGAAUGUAUUUUCAAAUCCCAGGAGCAAAGUAAGGGGCGGACCAUUAGAAAAGUGAUGGGGGGGGGGGGGACUUUUUCAAUUACUUGUACGAAUAUCUUUUUGAUUUUUUUUGCAUCUCUCCUCGUCUCACGUACGGUCAACUGAUCUUGGUUAAAUUUUAUCAGACGCUUCUGUAGCCUGCGUAGCGGCUCUAAGGGAAAAGAGAGCCUGCACGAAACCCCAUGCUUUGCCGUUUUUACUCGUUCUCCCAGAGAACGAGAAAUCGUAUUGGUUUAAAAUAAAAAAUAUGCUAAUUUAUGCUAAAAUCAUCAUUGAUCGAUAGCUUGAUUGUGAACAAACACGGCGGAUGCAUUUGAGAGGUGUUUCUUGAGUUUUGCAUUCAAAACAGCUGAAGGCCACGAUUCACAAUUAAAGAUGAACAAAAAAGGUGUUGAAGAAUUUUGUUCAUGAAGCCCUAGAGAUAGUGAUUGUGGUAUCUUCCGAUUGGAUUGCUGUCUGUUAGCCGCGUCUCUUUCACAAGCGUGUUCGUUUUCAUCGACGACAAAUAGAUUUUUUCUUGAUGAUUUUGUUGCUAAUAAUUUUGUACCACGAGAGAAUUGCUGUGGAUGCUUACGAACAGGACUUGCUCUCUCUGGAGUGACGGCUUCAGACACCUUUCUCUUCCCUGCAUCGCUAGAAACUUUGACAUUUUGUAGUUAUUUACAUCACGGUUGAUCGUUGUCGAAACUAAUUAAUUUGUACGUAUCCACGAGAUUUCGCAGCUUUCUCGCACACGGACUGCAAACUACUUGUGACGACGAUGGAGACAGCUCUAGCGCUAUUCCAUAGAUAUAGGAGAUCUAGAUUGCUAACGCAUACCUAGCGCAGGUGGAGCCUACAUGAUAAAUCCAAGAUGGCGGUACAACAGGGCAAAAAGACUAUAGAUUCUAUUACGAAAAUCAGGAUUUUUGCAUUUUUAUUUUUGCCGCCGCAUUGUUUCGAAACUUAUUCGGUCAAAUUUUAUGGUAAAGAGAAACUUACCGCGAAGAUUUUGAGCAUAUAUAUGAUUGAAUUGGAUGAAAAAUCGCAAAAUUAUCAGUCAAUUGGUCAGUUGGAGCGUUUUAUUGCCAGAAAUACUGUGCUAUGUUAAUAUCUAGCCUUGCGAAUGGUGUUUUAUACUUGCAUCUCUCAUCAUCAUCUGCUCUGUCCUCAUAAUUAUGAAAAAUGAACUGUUAUGUACCCCCCCCCCCUCCUUGCUUGUUAGAGAAGUAAACUAAUGAGAGCACUGGAUGAGGGUCUAUCAUCUAUGGUCUGUUAUAAUUUGCUUUUUAUGCAAAUAAUGAGCAAAAAUUAAAGCAAAACUGUACAAGUUACAUAUAUAGUACUAUAUCAGUACUAUACACGAACUUUUGUCGAUGGAUAAUUUUGCGAGUUUUUAUCCAAUUCAAUCAUAUAUAUGCUCAAAAUCUUCGCGGUAAGUUUCUCUUUACCAUAAAAUUUGACCGAAUGAGUUUCGAAACAAUGCGGCGGCAAAAAUAAAAAUGCAAAAAUCCUGAUUUUUUUCGUAAUAGAAUCUAUAGUCUUUUUGCCCUGUUGUACCGCCAUCUUGGAUUUAUCAUGUAGCCUGCGCUAGGUAUGCGUUAGCAAUCUAGAUCUCCUACAACCUCGUCCCCAGGGUCUUCUUCGUACAUGGCGCGUGAAAAAUGAGAAGACCCUGGUAAAGGCUCUUCUAAACUCCGUUGUGAUUGGUUUAUACAUUUGACCUUGACAUGUGCUUUGAGGAUGUUGUUACAAUAAACAUGAUUGGUUUACCGCUAAAUACUUCUUGUAAUGAGCGCUACGAUUGGUUGCAUGAUUUAUAAGGAUUUUCACAACAAUAAUUUGCUUUAGAGUAAAAUGCAUGCUUCGCCAAGGCGCGAAGCUUGUUUCUGGCAAAUAUUUUCCAACUUUCAGCCUAAUAUCAGGCACAAUAUAUAAUGGACAUCGUAGUGUGAAUAAAUAUAGACAUCAUUUUGGUACUUCAAAGUUGAGACAGCUGAUGUUCACAUCGUUAUCGAAGGUAUGAAAUAUACACACACACUGUAUGAUCAAACAAACCACAGAACCAGCUGCGUUUGUGACGUUCUAGUUUCUCUCAAAUACUACCACUUGUUUAAUACGAACACCUCUUGUCUGCUUCAAGUGACAGUUUAAUAUCAGUCUCGGCUGAAUAUACAUUUUUAUAGCAGAAAUAGACGCACAGAACGAUUGCUGUUUGUAUAGCUUAAUUGAUACAUGUUUAAAUUAUAAUAAUAAAGUAAGCAGUUCUUGCUGGGCUCAUAGGUCACCAGGAAAUAUAUAAAAGCGAAUCUAUAAAGAUCCCAUGCAAUAUUAAAAUUUUGGUUAUGUCAAUAAUUUGUGGCACUGCAGCUAGCUGCUGGAGCACAGCUACUUGAAUUUUCCACAAGAAUAUAUGCCACUGACCUCCACAAAUGGAACAUUUCAAAUAUAUUCAACAUAACUAUAAAAUUAUUUUCAGUUAAAUCUAGCAUUAGUGUUACACUGUAAAUCAUCCAUAAUUAUCAUAGGUGUACAGAGAGUACACUUUUCAACCCCCUCCCACAGCGACUUAACCGAUGAUGGUGGGUCUAUAGUUCAACAUUUAAAAAUCGUAUUAUGAACCUGCCUACCUGAAGCGUAUAGUUUCUACACUUCAGGAAAUGUUGGUAGUUAUGGACAACCCAUAAUUGAAUUUCAUUAGCCUUUACAUCAUUGUGAAUUACCAUUUGCAUGCAUGUAACACUAACAGCAUGAUCUUUAUUCCAUACCGUAUAGGAAAAAUUGAACACAUCUGUCCUGCAGAGCUAGUACAAAUUUACAUUAGCAACUAUUGAAUCAGUGAGGGAUGUACAUAUAAUAAAGCAAGUGUUCAAAUAAAUGCAGCCAAAUCAAAAUUGUUUGUCUCCACACUACACUUCCUCAUCAAUGGACAGCUCAAUGAGAACAAAUGUUGUGGAGAACUGUGGUUUGGACAUUGCAGGCUGGCUGCACAUUUUGCAAUGAUGUACAUGCAGGAGAUCGGUUGUUGAAGCAUGAAUGAAAUCAAUUUCCAAAAAGCUCCAAGGCUUACUUUUUGAAAUGACUGAGAAUAGGUCAUUCCAGAAAACAUCCAUACCACCCCCACAGAGGAAAUAGGAAGUUAACCCCCUUUGGAUGUCCUAAUACAUUUACUAUUAUCAGAAACAAUUUUUUCUCCCCUCCCCCUCCGGACGGCAGAAAUUUCCUCCGUGGGGGGAGUAUGGAUCUUUUCUGGAAUGAUCCAAUUCGUUUUCCAUAUGAGUGAGAGUUCCUACAGCCGCAUGUGAGGAUGCAUAUUACCACCUCUUUUCUCUACCCUUGCAUAGUACAGAGAAGGAAAAACAAAGACCAGAUUUUGAACCAAGUAACUUUGUUAUAUUUUAACUUAAACAGCACUGUAUAUAACUUUAAAUACUGUAAAAAAUGAAAUAUCAGCUAAAUACUAAUUCAGUAAGAAUUGUCUUGGUAUGGAAAUAUCUCUUUCUGUUGUAUAUGCAUUGUUGAAUUGCCAUGUCACUUUCUUGAGUAUUACCAGAAUAUUAAGUAUAGUUAAGCCAGCUUCCUAAUAUUAUGGAAUCUAGGAUAGUUGUCGACUUUGUGGUUUUCUUAAUAAUCUCAUUAAUAUUAUCAACAUUCCUAUAUGUGUAGACCAACUCCCAUCCCCAAUAAGUUGUACAUAUACAGUUGCAGUCUUCUUGACAGUCCUUGUUUUAUCCAUAUUGAUGUUUGAGAAGCAUGAGUAUCUAAAAUAUAAUGCAAUUGAUUUGCAUUUCAUUUCACAAACUGGAAACCUAAAUCUAUAUGUUACACUAAAUCUAUCCAAUUAAUUUAUUAACAGUAGAUUUAUUCUAAUUGAGGGAGAAACAUACUUAUGACAUAAGUUACAUUUGAACAAAAUUAUCUCUAAACUGGUUGGCAAUCUUUUAGUUUUACUGAUUCACCAUUCAGUGCACAAUAUAAACUUGCAAUACAAAUGAAAUUUCUGCUGUCUGAAAGGGGAUGGGGAAAUGCACUUUUAGAAUAGUAAAAUGUACUAGGAUGUGUAAAAGGAAUUAUGGGAGUUCUAAUCUCCUAUGUGAGAGCUGUGGAUCUAAGGCAAAUUAUUCCACAUGUAAGCACUUUGCAUGCUCCAAGGGAAUAAACUAUAAGUUACAGUAUUAUUAUAUACUAGAGUAUUUAUUAACAUGCGAUAACUUUUAGUCAAAAUAACUUGAACAAGUGCAACGUUCACAGUGUAAAAUGGAUUAGUGAUGAGUCUAUGGAUGGCCCACUAGUAAAUUUUCAUUUAUAUCAAAUUAUAAUUUCUCAAAACUAAGCGCUUUAAAAAAAUACUUUGUAGGUAUAUUAGCACCAGUCAUAGGGCCAUUAUUGUUGAAUUAUAAUAUGAAUAAAAAUAAUAUAUUGUAGUUUUUCAAUUACCUUCACAGUGACAGUGCUGUCAGACUGCCAGUGCAAGCAGCCGUGAGACAUGACAAACAACGCGGAUUCUUCGGCCAGGAAGAUAUAAAUUAGACUGGCUAGCUUCUUGUUAUUUUCUCUCUCUAGACAUCUUUAUUUUUGAAGAGAAAUUACUUAUCUAAAGGUAUAUUUUAGCAAAAAAAUACAUUUCCAAACUGAAAUAUUUCAUCUCAAGAAGGCCAUGAGAAAUUUGUACGCCAGCAAUGAAUUGGUCAGCGCCAAGGCAAAUUCGCUUUCGCGCAUGCACUAAAAUGUCCAUGAAUCGUGGAGAUUUUCGCAGCCUUUACCAGGGUCUUCUCAUUUUUCACGCGCCAUGUACGAAGAAGACCCUGGGGACGAGGUUGGAUCUCCUAUAUCUAUGCGCUAUUCCCAUUAUUUCGUUUUGAAAUUUGCAAACGUAAAGCAAUCUAUAAUAUUUCAUUUUGACAAGUAAAUUUGCAAACGUGUGUGAUUGGCCAAUUUUGACAUUUGUUGAAAGUGGGCGUAGCCCGCAGGCCAAGUGGACGGGAAUCUGACUUGACCAUUCCCAUCAUGCACCAUUAUUUUGUUUAAUCCUCAUUUGAGGGACUGGGUACGAGUCAGGACGGGAAUGGCAAAACAGUAGAUUUCGUGCAGGCUCUCCUUUCCCUGAAAACCGCUACGCAGGUCUAGCCACUGUCCAUAAGACAUUGAAAACAUGUUUACGUUCCUUUCUUUUUCCCAAGGUAGAAGUCGGUAUAUUUUCUGCUUGAUUGAGUAAAGAGUUAAUGACAGAACGUUAAUGGCUGGUGGGAAUUAAAAUCCAAAUAUUUGUGUGUGUAGGUUUCCUAUAAACGCUGACUUGUAUAGCGUUCGUGUUGUCUCUAGCUGUCAUAGUGUCUAGAAAAGCAAGUUUGCUUUCCGUAUAUUAUAUUAGGAUCGAUGGAGUUUAGGUGAUCGUGAAAUUCACUGACAUAGUCCUUGAGUAAACAUGCGUGGCUAUCGUCUACGAAGCGAAACCACCAACGCGGUGAAUGUGGGGCUGUCGUAAUGGCUAUUUCUUCAAUGUGUUCCAUGACUAUAUUCGCUAUUAUAUAUUCGCUUCAAUGUGUUCCAUGACUAUAUUCGCUAUAAAGCGUGGCAUUCUCUAAGCGCAAUUCCAGUCCUCGCACGAACCUCCUCGUAGCUCGCUGCAAGUGCAUGCAUGGGCACUUUCAUCCAAUCACAAUGCCUAAGAGUUAAUUUUAAUUAGAUGCAACCACUCGCAGCGAGCUGCGAGGAGCUUCGUGCGAGGACUGGAAUUGUGCCUUACGACCCCGUUUACAAAUUACACGGUACCGGACGAAUUUGGGACCGGUCUGAAAUUCGUCCUUUCUCGCCUGUUUACACGCGAAUUCAUUCGUCCGGUUCCGCGGUUCUCGUGUGUUUACACGGCCGAAUUUCAGCCCGGUUCCAAAUUCGUCCGGUACCGUGUAAACGAAGUCUGAGACAAGUCAAUGCGGGAAAUGAUCACAAUGACAUUCCUGAGAUUUACAAUUGUCUUGUAUACAGUGUGUCUAAAAAAAAAGUGAACCCUUUCAAAUUCAAAUUAGCUGUAACGUAUUGUAGUAAUUUGACAGCUCUAAUUGCUUUGAAUUAAUGGUUGGAUAAGAACAGAAGGUCUUGUGCUCAUGGGACAAAACUCAAAGAAAUAAAAAAAUUUGACAGAAAUACAGGGUGUCUCAAAAAAACCCAAAAUCAUUGAAAUAACGUAUUGUUCGAAUUUCAAUGCCGUAACACAAAGGAUUUUGACAGGGUGAUUAAUUUGUUUCAAAAAAUUAAAAUAUCUUUGUAAAGUGAACGUUUGUUUGCUCAUGGGAAUUUAAAAAUGCUUCGUAAAUUGUAAUAUGCGUAAUAUGCAUUCGUGGGUUUAGUACUUUAUGCCUGACAUAACAAGUUUACGCUGAAUAUUACCAUUCAUUAUAGCAGUUAUGUCAAUCUUUUAUGCACUCGUGGGAUUAACUUAGUGCUAGGGCAUUGAAUAUCGAACAAUACGUCAAUUUCAAUGAUUUUGGUUUUUUUUGAGACACCCUGUACAGUAUUCCUUGUGUUCUUACCCAACCAUUAAUUCAAAGCAAUUAGAGCUGUCAAAUUAUUACAAUACGUUACUUAUAGCUAAUUUGAAUUUGAAAGGGUUCAGUUCUUUUGAGACACACUGUAGUUCAAUAACAGUUAACGUAAUAUAAUUCAUGUGAUCGUUAAGUCACUACUGAGAUUUACAAUUGUUUCACAUAGUUUUACCAAUUAAUUAACAGACAUUACGGUCCUAAUCACAUUCCAGAUAUUUACGUUUGUCUUAAACAAUUUAAGUAUACUAGUUAAAACAUGAGCAGCCGAUCUUUAUCUGAUAUACAAACUCGAGCCGAAGGCGAGAGUUUGCAUGUAUAUCAGAUAAAGAUCGGAUGCAAUCUCGUUCCCCGAGCCUGCGAUCCUCGGAAGGAACGUGAGGCUCUGGGAUAAUCCGUUGCCGGUAUCACAGUGAUACGAACAUCCCCGUGGCUUUAGUAUCCCCACACUAAUAUCCCUAGGGAUAAAAGUACCCCCGGUGGGGAUACCUACAACACUAGAAGUUGUCAUGAAAAAUCGCCUAAAAAUAUCACUUUUAAUUACAAAAUUAUUAAUUUCCCAACAUAUAUAUGUUAGGUAUGUUAUUAUAUGUAAUAUAAGCCUCAAUUUAAGGUAAAAUGCAACCACAAACGCUUCGCAAAACGUUUUAAAGCCACUAGUGUUCUUUAUAAAACUAAGCUGCCUUUUAACAUGGCUUUAUCGAUAAACUUUGAGUUUGCAAUAUGAUUUCAAAUUCUCAAUAUCAUAAAAAAGCGAAUCAAUAUUAAAGAUACACUGAAAUUAUAUGCUGUCUUGUGUAGUUGUUUCAUAUACGCAAAGGCCGUCGGGUUUUAAAGCCAUUAUAAAAUCAAUAUUUAAAACAAACUUACCUUCGUUAACUUUCCCGCGAAAUGUUAGGGAUACCUGUAUCCCUAGUGAUGUGGGAAUGUAGGGUGGUUCUUUAGGGAUACGCAGAACACGACCGCCAUAUUGCUGGGGCCUGGGGAUACACAUAUCCCUAGUGAGGUGAGCAUGGGGAUACACAUAUCCCUAGUGAUAUUAGUAGGGGAUACACAAAAGACGGGGAUACUCAUAUCACUGUGACACCGGAAGCCAGGAAUCCUGGCUAAGACCGAACUGCGCAUUCCAUAUCAACGGCCAAUCAGAUUCCUCCCUUAAACGGAUUAUCCCAGAGCCUCACGUUCCGUCACGAGGAUCGCAGGCUCGGGGAACGAGAUUGGGUCGGAUUAAUUUUUGUAACCUACAAUUUUUGUAGCCUAUAUAUAGUGUGUAUAAAAAAAUCAAACCCUUUCAAAUUCAAAGUAGCUAUAACGUAUUGUCAUUCUGUGGUAUUGUAGUGAUUUGACAGCUCUAAUUGCUUUGAAGUAAUGGUUGGAUACUCAUGGACAAAACUCAAAGAAAUAAAAAGUAGAAAAUUUAAAAGAAAUACAGUAUUUCUUUUAAAUUUUCUAAUUUUUAUUUCUUCGAGUUUUGUCCCGUGAGUACAAGACCUUGUGUUCUUUAUACCAAGGGAAGCCUCACAUAUCGAUUUUGUCCAUGAGAAACGUCAUAUGUUCGUUUCUCUGGAGACCCCCCUCUUAGAAACGUCACACAUAUUUAUCGAUAUUUUGUUCUUACACUGUACACCAUGAGUACACUACCCUGCGAGCAGAGCUCUGCUCGCAGGGUAUGAGUACACAUAAGGUAAUUUUCUACUAUUUUUUUUCGGUCGGCUAUUGGCGAUGCUUCCGCGAGGAAUAUGUCAUCUUCUGCUGACAUACUUUUUUUUAUUAAUAUAUAUAUGAACUUCAAAAUUUCCAACGUUUCUCAAAACAACUUUUUUGGAUGAAAUAUUGAUAAUUUUAGCACGUUUUUCUUGAAAUUUGAGUGUUUUCAAUGCAAGGAAGGCGUAAUAAUAUAAAUGUAUAGGUAUAGAACAGGUAUGGUAUUACGAAUAUAUAGACUGCUGUUUGUAUCAAAUUGUUUUCUUUUUUAUAUUCUGCAAAGAUAAAAACUAUCGAUUUUUUCCAUGAUGUUUACAGAGAAACGUCACAGCUGCCAACCCCCCCACCCCCAAACGAACAUAUGACGUUUCUCGUGGAAAAAAUCGAUAUGUGAGGCUUCCCCAACCAUUAAUUCAAAGCAAUUAGAGCUGUCAAAUACUACAAUACGUUAUAGCUAAUUUGAAUUUGAAAGGUUCAGUUUUUUUAUACACACUGUCACUGUACUACAGACGUAGUUUCACGUUUUAGUAGAACCGAGUCCCGACGAAGGUCUCAGUUGUUUGACCGAAACGUCUUCUGAUAUUUUAACAUUUUAAAAUAAAAGUUUUUAACCAGUUUCAACCUUCCAAGUGCCGCUUUCAACCAGAGGUUUAUUUUUCCUCUCCCCUUCGCAAUGAAAAUAAUAAAAAUAAACCUCUGGAACCAGGGUACCUUCCAAGCUUUACUUUUAGCUUCCAAAUAUGUUUCCCACUGGUUGCAAUUUUAACAUUUUUCGGAUACAAUAUAUAUAUAUUAUUAUAUAUAUACUUAAAACGUUCUGAUUUUACAUAUUGUAUUGAUUGACUGUAAAUAAUUGAUCAUAUGAUCAAACGAACAGUAACUAGAGGCCUAAAUAAAAAGUCUAUGAAAAUUUCUAGUAAGUAGUAGGUCUUUAGCCCAAAAUCUUUUAAAUUAUUGUAAUAUAUUUUAAGUUAAGUAGCUUUUUUUAUGCAUGGAAAAUUAAAUAAAUAUACUAAAUAGUCUAGUUGAAUGAACGCUUCCCAGGCUAAAAUGGCUAGUUAAAUAGUAAAGACAGGGCCGGUUGUACGCAGGCCAAAUAGCGCGCUAUCCACCGGAUAGUGACUUUUCAACCGUUGUAUUUAUUUACAGGUACCUGCCAGCUUGAGUCUAUGACGUAA
This is a messenger RNA of Paramuricea clavata, 13748 nucleotides long. The record is from the annotation of a GenBank genome assembly. Lineage: Eukaryota; Metazoa; Cnidaria; Anthozoa; Malacalcyonacea; Plexauridae.